GGGAGGGGGUGAUAUCUGUGACAGAUUGUUUAGAUCUCAGGCAUACUGGCACAGUACUAAUUGCAAGGUGGAUGAUAAUAACAGGGCUGCGUACCCUCGCAGAAACCCUUUGGCGUGAGCACAGGGGUACCAGAGACAUAACAGAAGGAAUGGUUCCAGCGCCAGUUUGGGAAUAUUGAAAAAAGGAAAAAAACACAGAAAUCGACCCCGAACACGAUCGUUUUACCAUUUCCGAUCAGAUGCGUCCUGCUGUGCUGUAAUCGCUGUCAAGCUGCUUUGUGCUGGUAGGUUGCAGAGCUUUUGGAGAAAUGAGCUGCCACUUCACGCGUUAGUGAGCGAGCUCCGUCCAGAGAAAUAAAAGGACUGAAGACGACUCCCGGGAUAUGCGCUGCUGUUUGACCUCUGUGGACCACUAUACCCCGCAUGCCCACUCUGCUUGUUUUUCUCCCCGCUGAUACAAAGCGUGCUCCUGAUCUCACUAUUUUUAUAUUAUUGAGAAUAUGCUCCCUUUAAACGCUUGAAACAAAAAUCCGUUAUGCGAAAGUUGUUUUUAAUACUGGCUUCUUUUCUUUAACAAAUGAGAUUUCAAAAGGCAUAGGAAUGCAAACAACAGUGUUAUAAUCCGCAAAUCCGAACAUCUUCAUGUGUUGUUUUUAAUGCUUUGCUUGCAACGGUGCUUUCUCCACGGAAAAGGCGCAUUCCUUCUGCGCGUAUAUGUGCACGUUGCUUAAAGCGACAAUACGACUUGUUUGAGAAAUCACAUCAGAUUCCUCAUUUGUGUGAAUAUUCAACGUUUUCAUUGAAUGAAUGCUUCGUUACCAUCAUCCUUUCUUUCGCAUACCUAAACGAAAAUAAUUAUGGUAUAUUUUGACGCAGAAACACAACGAGCAACUUGUGCAUACUUUGAAGAAUAUUUUUUAUAAAACAAUUUCUAUUGUUAUUUUUAAAAUUUUGAUAGGAAGACGGAAGGGCGAUGUUUACCUUCUGACAACUGCAAUUGUCAACAUGGAUCAAUGGAUCUGUGAGAGCCGGAUUAUACUUGUAUGCUUUUUUUAUGAUUUUGUGUCUCUAUCCGUGGAUGUUAGAUGUUAUCAUUAGAUCCAGUGUUCACAUCCAUGCACUGGCUUUAAUUAAUUGCUAAGAAAAAUCACAGCAAAGGAGCUUGAAAACAACAUCUUGCAUUCAGAACUGCGUCGCCCGGCUUUCUUGCCUGAUUACAACGGACUGGAUUACCUUUCCUUCCAGUUGUGAAUGGGAAUGGCAUUCUUGCUUCUUCAUGCUGCUGCUAUAAUUCAAGAUUUUGUGCGAAUUCUCUCUACCUGCUAAAGCCCUGGCUGUUCGCCUGGUACAGUCCACGUCUGUCCGUACUGACUGCGAAUGAGACUCUCUAGAAGUGGAAUACAGGGGAGAGAUGCGGGAGUAAACGGGAAAGACUGUGAGUCCAGGAGAAAAUACUGAACGGGGUUUGAAGGCAAACAGAUCAAACAGGAGAUAUCGGAAAAAGAUAGCGAUACAGAAAGGAACAAGGCGCGAGAAAAAUGAGGAAAGGACAACCGCAAAUAGAAAGGAGGAGAGAAUAAGAUGAAAUCGAGGAGUAGGAGGGGUGGCAGCGGUAAACAGGAUAGAGAGGGUAUAUAGUGAGGAAGGAUAAAGAUGCUGAGGUGAAGCACGAAGAGAAAGGGUGGCAAGGUGAAGAGCAAAGUACAGUGAAGUGGCGAAACUAGAGUACAAGAUCAGGAAUAAAGAAGUGAUAAGGAGAGGUGGUCGAAAAGCAGAAGGCACUCAAAAGAAAGCAAAGAUCAUAGGUAAAAUAAGAACCCCGCUAAAUGGACAGACAAAUGUCACCCCCUUGGUAAAGGAGAGGUGGAGAUCAGAAAAGGUGGAGGAAAAGCAGCGAGAAAGAGGAGAAUGGGGAUGGUAUAACAAAACGGCGAGAGACAGAAAAAAACAAGGCAAGCAUCGCUUCGUGCACAAAUGCCAUGAAAAGAAAAGUGGAAAGACGAACGUUUCUUCGGUUGUAUUAGGGGAAGACACUGAAGCAAUAUCAUCCUACCAGGACGCUUGCUGCAAUCAUGCCUUUUGGUGAGCCAGGGGUGCAUUCUCUGUGAUCUACAAUUGCUUCUUCAACACCACCUGCAAAGAGACCUCCUCAAGACAAACAGGUGAACAUUCAGUUUGCUGGAGGCUUGUCUAACUCGACCCGGCUAAAAUCGAACAGCAUGGAGGUCAAAGGUCAUCUUAUCACACCUGCUGGACUCAGUUGCUCUGAGUCCCACUCAUCAGAGCUGGCCACGAAGCUGCGUGCUGAACGAAUGAUAGAGCUGCUUGACAGGAAACGGACACUUCAGGCUGCACUUACCUCUCGCAUCAGUGAGCUGAAAAAGCUCUGCCUUCAGGAAGCUGAAUUGACAGGUGAGCUUCCUAGUGAAUACCCUCUGGAGUCUGGAGAGCGGCCACCAAAUGUCCGGCGACGAACUGGAGUGGCUUAUCGAAGCUCAAACAGUGGGAAUGCAAAGGGAGAGAGUUCCCGACUGGAGGAACUUGAAAAGAAGUUCUUGUUACAACAGCAAAUUGUGGAGGCAGCACGAAAACUGGCAGUGUCUGGAGAGCUGAGUGCUGACCAGCGCAGAAAGAGGAAGACUGUUCUCGCGGGUGCUCUUCGCAGACUGCAGGAGCUCGAGGAUCUCAUCAAUGAACAGCGUCUGCAGCAGGGGAGGAAGCCAACCCAGAGAGUGUCCUCAAUUAUUCAGGAUGAUAGUCUUCAUUCAGAAAACAGCUCGCUAUCAGAUUCAACAAGUCAUGAAAAUGAUGACCCCCCAGGUUUAAAGAACUCCAGUGCACUCCCAGACCGGCUCUCCCCUCCUAAAUGUCGUGCCGACUCGAGCAGUCCUGAUCGUAGAGCAUGCCGAAAGUUAUCUCCUGUGGAGAUCUAUUAUGAGAUGAAAACACGGAGGAACUCUGUCGCCAGUUCAGCCAGGCGGCAUCGUAGCUUGUGGAGCCUCAGAGAAGUGAUGUACUCACAUCUGUACCGCCCAACUCGCAGUCUUCCUCGAAGUGCUUCUAAUAUGGAGGGCAGAAGUGUUCCGGCUACACCUCAGCUACCACGGAUGGCAGCACAGAAUAGUAAGCAGAUAAGGGCUGACGUCCAGGGUCCUUUAAGGCAGUGGACAGACAUGCCGGAUUCCUCCAAGGAGGAAAUUGCACCAACUCUGGAGUCUUUUGAGAGAGCAGGUUGCCCUUACUCAGCCCGCACACGUCGUAGCAACAGCUCUGAAGCACUACUUGACCGCUCUUCUUUUCCAGAGGUUGGAAAACCAGGUCUGAUUGGCAAGGGGAUGGGCACACGAGGACCCUUCAAGAGUUCUGAAACCUUGACAGAUGGCAAGCUGCGACAACCUUAUCGGAGUCCUGAACGGUAUAAUGGCAAUAGCCACCCUGAACAGGGCAGGGUGAGGGCCUCAGUUGGAGGAAGGGCCACGUACAAUGAAAUCCUCUUAGACUAUGUGUUAGAGAAGCAGAUGCAGCAGCAGCAGCAACAACAACAACAACAACAACAGCAGCAGCAGCAUUGUGCUCGCUCAUGGCUAGAUGUCCAGCCGGGAUCACCCACACCUUCCCAGUUUAAUGGAUGUCACUAUAGUCGUUUGGCUCAGCAUGAGUUUACUCCUUCCCCUACAAACCCACAUUUUGGGGCUAAUUUGAAUAGCUUUGGCCUUGGCAGCUGUAGCCCCAUGAUUCGAAGCAAAGAAAGUCGAAGAGUCAAGGUGACUCGGACCAAGUCAUGUGGACCCUUCAUUCCAGUACAGCAGUACCAGCACAGCCAGCAGGAUGCCCUUCUUUUAUCAGAAUUUUCCCAGCCAUCUCCACAGGUCCCUGAAGUUCCUCGCCGUGGUUUGCCACCACCAGAUGAAUGCAGUCGUAACCUUCACAAAGCCUUGGCAUUGGAAGGGCUGAGGGACUGGUAUAUAAGAAAUGCACUUGGGCAUGCUGCUGCACAGAGCAGGGGUAUUCAAAGGCCUGAUAUGCCACAGCGAAGAGCACCACAUCAGCCGCAGGGUCCAGCACAGCAAUACCAGUGUCCGCCUGAACAAUACUGUCGCAGCCCCCAGCUCUCUCAGUCAGUCACUUUUCAUGGACACCCACUCCAUGGCAGGCACUUGGAGCUCUCCCUCUAUCGGGACUCCUUUCACCAUCAGGUAGAGGAUCUCAGUCUGCAGGACCCCACAACAGACACGCCGUCCCCGGGGACACUUGUUUGACAAAAACCAGAGAGAUUGUGAAUACUUCAAAACACUAACCAGGGGGCAGUGGAUGCCAUCUGUCUGGCUGAACAUUUGCAACUAGUGGAAUGAGCUCUUUUCAAUCAAGUUCACUGAAUGGUCUCUGUAGCCCCCGGCUGCCGCUAAUCAUCUGUACAUUCCAGAAGUCAUCCCAGAUGACCCCUUUGACUGCAGUGGCUCAGGCACAUAGUUUACAACUUGUUCACUUUUUUUAUUGUUACGAACAUAUCUCUGACUUAAUCUUUUAAACAAAUCGAAGGCAUGUAAAUGCCACCAUUGCAGGUGUACGAUGUCAUGAUGCUAGGCAAAGUCUUCCUAUAAUUCCUAAACGUUGUCCAGUAUGAAUCCCAAAAACAAACUGUGGUUUGACAAUCAUAUUUUUUAAUAACUGUUAGGUUCAGCAGUCAGGAAGAGAUGGAGAUAUUUGAACAGUACUUGUUAAUCACCCAUUUGCAUUUAUUGAAUAAUGUCUUCCUUCAACUGGCGACAUCUGUUUACCAGAAACACAGAAGAUGAGCUUAGUGACCAGUCCAGUGACAGCCAGGACCCCACACAUUCCGUAACAUAAGCAGGUCUUAUGUGUGUGCUUCAGCAUCCAAAUUAGCAUUCAUUAGCCUGUUGGAACAGCACGGAGUGGUAGGCCUACCUUCUGGCUUAUCCCCCACACACACACUUGACAAAUAAAGCUGCAGGGGAGUUGUUGGGUUGGGGGGGGCAUUUGGGUGUCUAGUCCAUGUCUAGCCACGAAGCGGGUUCAGAGCAGAUGGAAAUGAGACAGGCAGCCAACUAAGAACAGAGAAUUUCAUUUAACACGGAAGACGACGGCCACAACACUCUUGAGCUGCUUUAUGUAUUAGGAGGCAUUCACAACUGUGAGUGAUCGAGUUCUGGCCACAUCAUCAAUUAAACUCUCUUGGAGGGGUUUGUUUACCUUUGUUUCCAUGUUUUGGGUUUUUUUUCUCUCUUUGCCUUAGUUAAAAUGUUAAUUUAAAUAUGUAAAUAU
Messenger RNA from Polypterus senegalus (gray bichir), 5283 nucleotides. RefSeq names its product coiled-coil domain containing 120a (gene ccdc120a). The transcript has 12 exons. Lineage: Eukaryota; Metazoa; Chordata; Cladistia; Polypteriformes; Polypteridae. Bases 2220 to 4259 code for a protein of 679 amino acids. The record is from RefSeq and is a predicted model, not a curated record.